AACAAAACAAACACAAAAAAGCCACAGCCGUGAAAGCCACACACAAACAAAACAAACGAACACGCACCGCGACGCCACCCACCCACACAAAGUCAAGUGUAAUCAUUCCAAAACCUUCUCGCAUCAUCGCUCAUCACACCCCACCAAGAAGAAAGCAAAGCACAGCAACAAAAAGGCUGGCACAGCAGCGCGCUCACCCACACGACAACCAAACCUAACACGCGGCACCCCAGUCACAAUCACAUCACAAGGCGCGGCGCACGAAAAACACACCACUUUGCACGCGUCUGUGGUUGUUCUGACUGCGGCGUCUCGUUUUCACCCGUGUCAGCGCGGCAGCAGCAAGACACAAGCAAGCGACAACCACACCCACACACACACACACCGCGCAGAAGCCGCCCCAUACACACAUCGCGGCAGCGAACGUUUGACACCACCGGAGAUCAGCGUUUCAAACACCUGUUGACGCAAGCCAACGAAGCAACACGCAACAACAACAAGUGCCUGCAGGCAAUCGACGAUCGGGUGUUUCUCAAGCCUCCUUCACAGGUUGGUGACAUCAGCAUCACCGAUCUAUCGGCAUUUCCUCGCGUGCUUCCACGAACCUACUUCACUUCCUCCCUCCUGAGGUAUCAAAACCAUUUUCCACCUCGCUCCCAGCCUCGCCAUUGCUCGACCCCUCGAUUACCACCACAUUGCGCAGAGCAACACCACAUUGCGCAGAGCAGAGCAACACCACAUAUCGACUCGACCACCUCAACACCUCAACGCCUUCCACACCCCAAGACUUCCACACCUCCCACACCUCCCAUACCGCGAACAGCAACAGUCCACCGCAUCAGCACACGCCUGUCCCGUUGCCCCCAUCUUCGUUUUGAGGUGCAAUGUCCAUCUCGUGCGUCAUGGCACAGAACAACAAAGCAAGUGGGGCUUCGAGCCCGCGCAGCAGCCGCCGCAGCAGCGUCGCCGACGUGCUGUGCAUCGCAUGCUCUCAGUACGAGGGCGACCGCUCAAGCAUGGACAUUGGCAAGGUGGCCAUGGACAACCCAGCCGUCAUGGACUUUUGCACAAACGUCUGCUCAAAGAUCAUCGAGGCCAAGUCCCACCUGAGAGGCGCUACAAAGUCCAAGGACGAAGAAGUCACACAGGCAUACGUGCCCUGGCUCAAGACCCUCAAGACAGACGCCACAUCCGGUCCAGCAAACAAGAUGCUCACGGACACGGUGACGACGUUUUCCGCACUGAUGUGCCUCAAGCACUUGCUCAAACACAACGCCAGCACCAGCCCCAUCUUGAAGCGCUUGGGGCCGACCGCGAAACCUAAGAAGCAGCGUGCUUCAGUUUUGCCAGCAGGCACCACCGAAAAGCUGAUCAAGGACCUAUUUAUGAUCAAGCACUCUCGCAGCUGCACCGAGGCGGCGUGCUCGCUGCAGUUUUGCAAGGGAAUGAAGGAGUUUAUCCAAAAGGCCGAUGAUCUGAGCUGGGAGGAUGCAACAGACGAUUGCCUCUAUCUGAAACAGCUGGAGAAGCACAACGAGCGCUGCCACAGCGCCAUGUGCACUGUCUGCACAGCCGUGCGCAAGCGCCUCGAGACACAGCAGAAACUUGCUGCUGCUGAAGGCUUGGAGCAGUUGCGUGCAAGCACAGAAUCACUCGAUUCCCAUGCGUCCUCGUCCACACAGGCCAAGACCGCUCGUGCGAGACAGGCCCGCUCCGUCAGCAUGCCCCCGCGCCCAGACGCUGCGACAAUGCAGAUGAUGCAAGCUCAACAGUUUGCGCAGCAGCAGCAACAAAUGCAACAGCAGCAGUUCCAACAGUCCAUGGGCUAUCCCAUGAUGAUGUAUCCAAACUCGAUGUGGCAGAUGAUGCCCAUGCAGCAGUACCCGCAGCCAAUGCAGCAAAUGUUCGCCGCGCCAUCAGGACCCUACGGCUUUGUCCACCCCAUGAACUACCCGCUUGCACAGCAACAACAGCUGCUGCCUGGCUCCUCGCCAGCGAUCAACACAAUGGCCCCCGGGUCACCCAGCGUCAUGUCAACGGAUUCGCACCAGCCAGCCAUGACUACGGCCAUGACGAUGGCGACAACAAUGGGAUCUGCAACCCCGCCGUCGUUUGCAACAGCGCUGCGCCAGGGCCGCUUCAAGGCGCACUCCACCCCCGUCCCGCCAAACCUCAACGAGAUGGACGAGGACGACGACGACGACGACGAAGACGGGGAAGAGGAACAGGAGGAGUGAGCUGCUGUGGCCGUGAUGGUCGUGGUGCACAUGUCACGACGCCGCCACCAACAGUACUACAGUACUGUGUCCUCAACUCCUCCUUCAGUCCUUCCACCUCCCUCUUCCUCCUUGGCUGCGCGCUUGUUAUCUUUGCUGUGUAAAAUCGACCUGUACUUUUUUUUUUUUUCGUAUCUUGACCUACCUGCGUUGCUUCUGCCGUUGUGCACGCGUUUCUGUGCGUGCGUACAUGCAUAUGUGUGCAUGUGCAUUUGCAUGUGUAUGCGCACGUCCCCACCGCGGGACAUUCGCCAAAUGGUUCUCCUCCAAUUUCCUUUGCUCGCUUGCUCUCUCUCUUUUUGUUCUUCACUUACCCGUCUGUGGCGGACAGGUGUCUGCGUGCUUGCAUGCAUGCAACGCCUGUGUUGUAAAGAGAGCGAGUGUUGGAGCCAAGACAACUUAGUGCCACGACUGACAAGGAAGGUGCAGUUUGUUCUCAGUGUAGACGUGUGGGCAAUGCUGCUGUUUUGUUUCUGCCCAUCGCAUCGUGGUAGACUGAAAAUAAACGCCUUCGCUGUCG
This is a messenger RNA of Salpingoeca rosetta, 2796 nucleotides long. RefSeq lists its product as uncharacterized. The coding region runs from base 885 to 2237 and encodes 450 amino acids. NCBI's taxonomy places the organism in Eukaryota, Choanoflagellata, Craspedida, Salpingoecidae. The record is from RefSeq and is a predicted model, not a curated record. The transcript has 12 exons.